AAACAGAAAAAAAAAACAUUCUCAUAAAUAAUUUAUUUUCUCUUCGUAUUCAUUUAAUUUCAAAUACAAAAUGGUUGAUUUGGAUUGGAAAAAUAAGAUGAUCGGUUCUGAUAUACCUAGUAAAUCACCUAAAUUCGGCAACAAGCUCCAGAUUUCUAUCCCGCCGGCCAAAAUCCGGCUUGCUGAGCUGUCGGCGGCGUCGGACUCGUCUUGUUCGGCGUACGAACACUAUCUUCGCCUUCCGGAGCUUAGGAAGCUAUGGUGCGCCACCGAGUUUCCCGGCUGGAAAAGCGAGUCGGUUAUCAAACCGGCUUUUACCGGUUUAGAGAUUACCUUCCGGUUUAUCUCGACCGUGUUGUCCGACCCGAGGAAAUACACCAACCGCCGGGAAUGGAGGCGGCGGUUGGAGGCUCUGACGACGAGCCAGAUCGAGAUUAUUGCUCUUCUGUGUGAGGACGAUGAAGAAGAUCCGGAGACGAGAGCUACGAUCCCGAUCGCGGAUCUGACGUCCGACGGCGGCGUAUUGGCGUCGAAUAACAGCUCCGCCGAGGUGUGGAGGAUGGCGGACGACACGGUGGUGGUGAGCCAGGUCAGCGAGGAGAGCCUGCUGCCGCGGCUGGCUGGGUGGGAGAUGUUCGAGGAUGUUGCGAGGAAGAUCCGGUUCUCGAUCGAGUGUCAGAUGCAGGGUUGUCCGUACACCCUCGGCUUGGGUGAGCCGAAUCUAAGCGGCAAGCCGAGCCUAAGCUACGACCUAAUCUGCAAGCCGGCUGAGCUUCACGCGCUGAAGAAAUGCCCAAACGACGAUGUUGAUUCGAAGAACAUGGAGAACCGAAUCCUCUACGCAACGCACCAGAUUCUAGAAUCGUGGACCCGUGUCGCCGGAGAGCUUCUGACGAAAAUCUCCGACGAAAUCGAUUCCCGGCGAUACGAGAGAGCGUCGAGCCAUAUUUGGACGUUGGAAAAAGUGUGGACGAUUAUUAACCAGAUCGAAGAUUUGCAUCUACUGAUGGAUCCAGACGAUUUCUUGCGGCUGAAGAAUCAGCUGAUGAUAAAAGCGACUUCCGAAUCGGAGCUCUUCUGUUUCCGAUCGAGAGAACUCGUACACGUCACGAGAUCUUCAAAGGAGCUGAGGCACAAGAUUCCGGCGGUUCUGGAGGUGGAGGUGGACCCUACCGGCGGGCCUAGGAUACAGGACGCCGCCAUGGAACUGUACAGGAGGAAGGAGGAGUUUGCGAAGAUCCACCUUCUCCAGGGGAUGCAGGCGGUGGAGGCGGCGGUGAAGAGGUUUUACUUCUGUUACAAGCAACUGUUGGCGGUGGUGAUGGGGAGUCUGGAGGCGAAGGGUAACGUUGGAUCGGGAGAUUUACUGAGUCAGAUAUUUCUGGAGCCGACUUAUUUCCCGAGUUUGGACGCCGCCAAGACGUUUCACGGAGAGCAGUUGAGCCACGGAACUGGAAGGCAUAGUCGGUAACUAGCCGGAGAGUUUCUGGUGGCGGUUGCGGAGUGAGAAAUGAGUCGGCGGCGGGUUGAACAGUUUGACUCGUGUUCGUUGACUGUGAUUUAAAAUACAAAAGGCCAUAUUUAUUUAGUCGUGUGCGAAGGAAUUAGCAAAUUGAUGUUAGUGGUUGCCCAAUAUUUAUUUUUUUCUUUUUAGAGAUUAUUAUUAACGUUUAUUAACACGAUUAUUUUGUAUAAUGUAUUGUAAUGUAUGUAUUUCACUCCCUCUUUUCUUCAUUCUUCUUUUGUUA
This is a messenger RNA of Erythranthe guttata (spotted monkey flower), 1748 nucleotides long. RefSeq names its product Hs1pro-1_N and Hs1pro-1_C domain-containing protein (gene HSPRO2). Gene Ontology annotation, biological process: defense response. The record is from RefSeq and is a predicted model, not a curated record. NCBI's taxonomy places the organism in Eukaryota, Viridiplantae, Streptophyta, Magnoliopsida, Lamiales, Phrymaceae. Gene Ontology annotation, molecular function: metal ion binding; heme binding.